CUGCCGAACAUUUGUCGAGCUGGAGCACAAUUGUGCCAACUUAACAUCAAAACUCAUUCAAGAUUGCAUGUGGGGAAGUCACUCAUCGCAAGAAAAAAACAGCAGCAAACAAGUAGACAACGCGUACGACACCCCUGCUCACCUCCUCCACCUUUCUAUCCGAUCGACACUGUUGGGGCAGAAUGUGUGGACCCUGCGUCCGUUUUCCCCCAUCUCAUACACACUCAGGAUUUCCCGAAUGGUGAAUCGUCUUCAGGUAUUAAAUUUUCGACAAGACCGUCGAAUAAUUCUGCCCCGAAUAUAGUCAAACAAAAAUGCCCCGAACCUUGUAGCAAUAUCAAUGAAAACAAAAACACAGUUAAAGCUCUUCGGAACAACAUUCAACCGAUCGCCAAACGUCCGAGAAUGAAUCUUAAACGACAACAACAAGCGAACAAAGAAAACAAAGUGGAAAGCGCACAGAAAAGACCUGACUUAUCUAUUCGGCUUAAUGUAAAGGACAAGAGCACAGAUGACCCGGAAUGCAAGCGAAAUGUUCACAACGCCCUCGAACGCAAGCGAACAAACGAUUUGAAGUACAGUUUUCAACUUCUACGCGACAGCAUGCCUGAACUUAAAGGUUUAGAACGAACCCCCAAAGUGGCAAUACUAAGAAAAGCAACGGACUGUAUAUCAAAGCUAACUUCCGAACAGGAACGAUUACUUGAAGACAAGACGAUGCUCGAGAAACGAAAGCAGUCACUACAUGAAAAGUUACAACGACUAAAGCAAUUAUCGUAGUUAAAACACGAACACGAAGGUCGAAGGUAUAAACCCCGAACAGUUGCUGUCUAUACGUCAAAGUUUUAUAAUAUGACAGUUGUCUGGGCUUAAUACCAACAUUUCCGUUUAUAUUGGUCUGGUUUUUCUGCUUUUUGCGUUCGUAAAACACAAAAUAUUAUAUUUACAGUCAGAAUAUAGGG
Xenia sp. Carnegie-2017 is the source of this 962-nucleotide messenger RNA. RefSeq names its product myc proto-oncogene protein-like. The record is from RefSeq and is a predicted model, not a curated record. The transcript has a single exon. NCBI's taxonomy places the organism in Eukaryota, Metazoa, Cnidaria, Anthozoa, Malacalcyonacea, Xeniidae. Gene Ontology annotation, molecular function: DNA-binding transcription factor activity, RNA polymerase II-specific; RNA polymerase II cis-regulatory region sequence-specific DNA binding; protein dimerization activity. The annotation marks the transcript as partial. Gene Ontology annotation, biological process: regulation of transcription by RNA polymerase II.